Messenger RNA from Exophiala bonariae, 1314 nucleotides. RefSeq lists its product as uncharacterized. The coding region runs from base 1 to 1314 and encodes 437 amino acids. Gene Ontology annotation, cellular component: cytoplasm. The record is from RefSeq and is a predicted model, not a curated record. NCBI's taxonomy places the organism in Eukaryota, Fungi, Ascomycota, Eurotiomycetes, Chaetothyriales, Herpotrichiellaceae. Gene Ontology annotation, molecular function: alpha-galactosidase activity. Gene Ontology annotation, biological process: glycoside catabolic process; oligosaccharide metabolic process. The transcript has a single exon.
AUGAAGACUAAGAACUUAUGGUCACUAUUGGGGGCAUGUGCCGCUCUGGCAAAUGCUCAACUGGUCACCCCGGCUGUUCUGACGUCUGAUGGAGGGCCUGACUGGACCGAUGCCAACGGGCUUGCUCGGACGCCUCCUAUGGGCUGGUCGUCAUGGAAUCAAUUUGGUGAUCAGAUCAAUGAGCAAUUGAUCCGAGAAACCAUCGAUGCACUGGAGAGCACUGGACUCCGAGAUGCGGGCUAUCGAUUUGUGAACUUGGAUGACGGGUGGCAAGCCCAUAGAGGAAAACGGUCAAACCAUCCUCUCGAGUAUGACUCGGUCAAAUUCCCCAAUGGUAUCAAGGCAGUGGUGGAUUAUGCUCAUUCGAAAGGGUUCAAAAUGGGCAUAUACUCUGGACCCGGGGAGAAGACUUGCGCUGGAUACACAGGCAGCAUCGACCAUGAACAGGAGGAUGCUGAGAUGUUUGCCAGUUGGGGAAUUGACCAUCUGAAAUAUGAUGCUUGUUGUUCACACCAGAAUGCAUCAAUCCCGGCAGUUCAGAAGGUCUUUCGCACCAUGUCGGAGGCUCUUCUGAACUCCAGCCGGCCAAUCGUAUACCAUACCUGCCAUUGUGGAUGGGCAGAUAUCUGGCAAUGGGCUGCGUCCGUUGGUGCCAAUCACUGGCGUAUCGGUCAAGACAUUCCAGAUGACUUCAACUACCCUGGAAACCGGGAGAAGUAUUAUUUCGAUGUACUGGACAUGAUCGACCGUGGUAACGAAUUGACCGCAUAUUCCGCACCUGGACAUUUCAACGACUUUGACAUGUUAAUUGUCGGACUGAAUGGGAAAAGUCAGGAACUAGUCGGAACAGGAUGUUCCAAUGUGGAGUAUAGGACACAUUUCAGCUUGUGGUCAAUACUGUCCUCUCCAUUACUCAUUGGAGCCGACGUGAGGAAUCUCGACAGUGACUCACUCAAAACAUUGCUGAACAAGGAUGUCAUUGCGCUCAAUCAAGACGUCGCUGGGAAUCAAGCAGCUUUAGUCCAGGAUGUUGGGAACGUCCAGGUUUACGCUAAGGAGCUCAAUGAUAGCAGCUGGGGGAUUGCUUUGCUGAACCGUGGCUCGGAAACGGCGGAUAUCACGUUUAGCCCACGGCGAGAUCUUAUCAUCACUUGGGAUCGGUAUUUCUUGCGAGAUCUAUGGAAGUCAGAGGGGAAUGAGUCAGACUUCACUUUAUACAACAUUCCAUUCACCACAGAGGUCAUGCCACACGAAGCAAAAGUGUACAGGAUUUCGCAGCCACCUGAGGAUGUAUCUCCGCCAGAUAUCGAGUGA